Messenger RNA from Octodon degus (degu), 907 nucleotides. RefSeq names its product eukaryotic translation initiation factor 1B (gene Eif1b). The transcript is spliced from 4 exons. Gene Ontology annotation, molecular function: ribosomal small subunit binding; RNA binding; translation initiation factor activity. Gene Ontology annotation, biological process: translational initiation. Lineage: Eukaryota; Metazoa; Chordata; Mammalia; Rodentia; Octodontidae. Bases 221 to 562 code for a protein of 113 amino acids. The record is from RefSeq and is a predicted model, not a curated record. Gene Ontology annotation, cellular component: eukaryotic 43S preinitiation complex.
CCAUCUUGGGAGAGCAGCCGCAGCGCCGCCUCCCGCCGCGUCGUUCCCGAUCGCAGCCUCCGCCUGCCUCGGCUGCUGCUGCCCGCGCCCGCCGCCCGGCCUCUACCGCCUCCGCCGCCUUCCUCCGCCUCCUCCCGUCCUCUCGCCGCCGCGGCCUCCUUUCGCACGUCCGGGCGGGCCCCGCAGGAAUUCGUCCCCACCGGCCUCACACUAGUGUCGCAUGUCCACUAUCCAGAACCUCCAAUCCUUCGACCCCUUCGCUGAUGCCACUAAGGGUGACGACUUACUCCCGGCAGGGACUGAGGACUACAUCCAUAUAAGGAUCCAGCAGCGCAACGGCAGGAAGACGCUCACCACGGUCCAGGGCAUCGCCGAUGACUAUGACAAGAAGAAGCUGGUGAAGGCCUUCAAAAAGAAAUUUGCCUGCAAUGGUACUGUGAUUGAGCACCCUGAGUACGGUGAGGUUAUUCAGCUGCAAGGUGACCAAAGAAAGAACAUUUGCCAGUUUCUUUUGGAGGUUGGCAUCGUCAAGGAGGAGCAGCUUAAGGUGCAUGGAUUCUGAAGUGAGCCUCCGCAGAUGCAGAAUGUCUUGAGUGAGUGUCCUCUAGACCCAGCUUGGCUGCCUUGUGAAAUGAUUCCCUGCAGUGAGCGGACUUUUCAUUUAUUCAGUCAUCCAAACUUCCACUGCCACCAGCAUGACAGGAAACGUGGGACGUGCAGGCUGGAGACACAUAAGGAAAUUGCAGUCAGAUGGUAAUGAGGCCCUGGGUUCAUCCUAACAUGUUUCCCAUGGAAAAUACUUUGUUUUGAGUGUUCGUUUGUUGUUUGUUUUCAGUUGACUAAAUGUUUUUUGUUGUAUUAAACCUUGUAUGUUGCAGCUUAACAAUAAAAAAGUCUGAAUUCUUUA